Molecule: messenger RNA, 1448 nt
Organism: Girardinichthys multiradiatus
Lineage: Eukaryota; Metazoa; Chordata; Actinopteri; Cyprinodontiformes; Goodeidae
Product: kinesin-like protein Klp98A
Exons: 3
Coding region: 614-934 (106 amino acids)
Biological process (GO): microtubule-based movement
Molecular function (GO): microtubule binding; ATP binding; microtubule motor activity
Source: RefSeq, a predicted model, not a curated record
CCUUCAUAUAUUCUUUCUUACAUACAUCCAUCUGUUAUUUUAUUUGUCCACCUUUAAAGGUUUUCCUCUAAGGCUGUUUGCCAUAAAUUUAUUAAGAAUUUUUGUAUUAAUACUUAUAUGUAAAGUGCUUAAAAAAAAAAAAAAAAAAAGGCCAGCACUUUGGAAAUCUGAGUCAGGAGAAGUAAAUGAUUUUGGCAUGUCAAAUGUUAAGAAACCCUGUAAAGGAGAGACACAAAUACAGUAGUUCUAUUAACGCCUGGUGUACUGUCUAUAAACACAAAGAAAACUGUUGGGAUUCAAACCCUGACAGACAGCAGGUUUAAAUGUGGUUCAGAGGGAGGGGUGUUCAGCAGCAUCUCGUUCCUCCCCUUCCAUGUCUGUCCUGGAGGAAGUUUCACUUUUCUGCCCAGUGUUUUUGGAGAGACACGGCGGGCGGUUCGACCUACAACACAACAGGAUGGCUUCAGCUGUGAAUGUUGCUUUUUCGCUCUGUUUUUUUUCCACAUAAUAUACCAAAAAAAGCCAGUAUGGUGACGGGAGGUCCGUUAGUUUUUACCCGCUCCGUCCCAGUCAGCUGCUGAGCGGAGUGAGUUGAACCAAGGCGGGCUGCAUCAUGGCAAACGUUAAAGUUGCCAUUCGGGUCCGUCCUCUCAAUGCAAGGGAGACCGCCGAUGGAGGAAAGCUAGCUGUUCAAGUGGAGGGGAAAUUAGCGAGGAUCCAAAAUGUGAAGUUGGAUGGGCGUUCAGAGGGAGCUGUAGAUUCCAGGGAGAAGCUCCUGGAGUUCUGCUUUGACUACUGCUACUGGUCUGUGGACCCCGCAGACCCUCAUUACGCCUCGCAGGAGGAGGUAACGGCCUUACUCAAAAACAGCCUGUUAAUGGAAACUAUGGUUCCCCAAUGCCAAGCGAUGAAGCCAUCAUCCUGUGUUGCCUGAUAUUUAGCUUCAUCCACCUUCCAUUCAGUUCUGACCAGCUUCAAUGUUUCUUUCAAAGAAAGACACCCCCCGAGCAUGAUGUUGCCACCACCAUGUUUCACCAUGGGGAUGGUGUGUUUAAUGUGCAGUUUUAGUUUUCCCCAUGCAUAGUGUUUUGCAUGCUGGCGAAGAGUGUUUAAUGUUUGUCUUUCUGACCAGAUCGCCUUCUUAAACAUUUUUUCAGCUAACAAGACUGUAUCAUGCCUUCACCUUGCAACUUUUCCAUAAAGGCCAGAUUUUUUUUGGAAGUGAAAGACUAAUAGUUGCAUGAUUCUCCUACCUGAGCUGUGCAUCUCUGCAGCUUCUCAGAACUUACCAUGGGCCUAUUUAUCUGAUUCCAUGAUGUAAGAUUUCAAAAGCUUGCAAUAUGGGAGUGGUGGCCUAGUGGUUAGAACAGGAGGUUUGCAUUCUGGAGGGGACACAAGGGGCCAGGUUUGUAUCCCACAGAUUGCCACUCUGGGUCCCUGAGCAAGAC